AAAGCACAAGCUCCCAGCAGUCGGCAAGAAAGCUGACAUAUAUUUUUGGAUUUAAAUUUUUAUGGCUACCAUGCAAGUGCACUGUUGAAAACCAGCAAGAUACAAAAGUCUAGACGAGAGCCAAUUCGAAGAUGGAGAUGACACUGGGGGCCACGCUGCAUGUGUACAAAGGGGAAUGGGGGCUGCCGUCCAUUGAUUUUGAAUGUUUACGUGCUUUGUGCCUCCUGCGAUUCACCCGUUGUCCGAUGGACGUGCAGACGAGCUCCAAUCCGUUGCGCUCCGGGGCCGGAAAGCUUCCUUACUUGCAGAUUGGCAACCAGAAGUACCCGGGCUACAGGCAAAUAAAGCGCGUGCUGGAUCUCGAGGGUUACCCGAUUGAUGCGCAUUUAAGCACCAAACAAAAGCAUUUGUCCAGCGCCUACGCCAACUGGGUGUUCACCAAUCUGCAUGCCUACUACCACUACUUCCUGUACGGCGAGCCUCACAAUUUCGACUCGACCACGCGCGGCCUGUACGCCAAAAGAACACCAUUCCCCUUCAACUUUUACUACCCGUCAUCCUACCAGCGCGAAGCCUGCGACGUGGUCCAGGUUAUGGCAGGCUUUGAUGUCAACGACAAGAUGGACAAGCACGAAGGAGACUAUCUCGUUGUCAAUGCCAAGAAGUGCGUUAAUCUGCUCUCCCGUAAGCUUGGUCGCAAAGUCUGGUUCUUCGGCGACACUUACAGCGAGUUCGAUGCCAUUGUAUAUAGCUACCUAGCCAUAAUCUUCAAGAUCACACUGCCCAACAAUCCACUCCAGAACCACAUAAAGGGCUGCCAAAACCUCGUCAACUUCAUUAAUCGCAUCACCAAGGAUAUAUUCCGAGACGAAGGCUACAGCUCCACGAAGCUCACAAAAACUCCGAGUGGAGCGGGCGAGAGUCUGACGCAGUCGGAGCACAAGUUCCUUGAGUCGGAGUUCAACACCAAAGUCAUUGCCGGCGUUGGGGCAGUGCUGGCCAUGGGAGCAUUCGCCGCAUGGCGUGGAAUUUACAACCAGCUAACAGCACGCUCCUCGACGGACUACGAUGGCAUAGACUAUGAUGACGAUGAUCUGGAGGAAGGCCUCGAUUAACCAUCUCUCUGUUUAUCUCUAUGUAGUAUAUAUAUAUAUUUUAAAAUACAAAUGUGGGGAAGAAGCACAAAGAAGGCGUGAACAUUAGAUAGUGUCGAAUUAUGCGGAAAAUAAUCUUGUGACAAUUCACCAAACUAUCUUAUCUGGCAGUGAAAAUACUUUUUAUUAUUUAUGGCAAUUAUUCUUGGCUUUCUCUUGUAUAUAAGAAGAUUGUCUCAAGCUUUCGAGAGAAUAUUCACAAGAUUAAUUUCCCGUGAAACUGAUAUAUCCCAGUGAAAUCGGCCCAGUCAUACAUAUUCGAUAUAUGUAUGUACUAUGAUUCGAAUUCGUUUUUAAACCGUCUUGUGUAAAAUAGCAUUUUGAAACCAUCUGAGCGUAAUAAAGGAAGAGAAAGAGUAUCAAAAA
Drosophila kikkawai is the source of this 1520-nucleotide messenger RNA. Its product is annotated as metaxin-1 homolog. Gene Ontology annotation, cellular component: SAM complex; cytoplasm. Lineage: Eukaryota; Metazoa; Arthropoda; Insecta; Diptera; Drosophilidae. Gene Ontology annotation, biological process: mitochondrion organization. The record is from RefSeq and is a predicted model, not a curated record.